AUGGCCAAGUACUAUGACGAGAUCCCGUUGAAACUCAUCGAAUGGAUCUUGAAGCAGCAGAUGUUUUGGGUGGCUACGGCUGCGCUGCAGGGGGAUGGGCAUGUCAAUGUCUCUCCCAAGGGCACUGCGGGUUGUUUCCACGUCGAGAGUCCUACCAGAGUUUGGUAUGAGGAUCUUACUGGCAGUGGUGUCGAGACGAUUGCGCACAUGCGCGAGCCCGGAAACCGUCGUAUCACGAUUCUCUUCAACGCGUUCGAAGGACCCCCGAGAAUCCUCCGCUUGUGGGGAAAAGGCACCGUAUACGAAUUCGGCACGCCAGAAUACAACGACUUCAUCCCCCCGUCCAACCGUAAAGCCGGCUCGCGUGCCAUCAUCGUUAUCGAUGUGGACAAAGUCGGAACGUCCUGCGGCUUCGGCGUUCCGUUGUACAAAUAUGAGACCCAGCGUACGAUUCUCGAGCGUUGGUGUGACUCCAUGGAAAACUUUGAUCGUGAUGGCGAGCCACGCCAAGCCCCUCCUCCAUAUGAAUCCGAAUCCCUCGUAAAAGACCCACGUGGGAUCAAAGCAUGGUGGACUGCUGAGAAUAUCAAUAGUUUUGACGGCCUUCCGGCCCUACAACAUGCACACGACAGCAGCGUCCCGCCCAUCAAUACAUUCGACAAAAAGGCCCCCCAUCCUAGUCUUGGUCAGAUUAGGGCUGCGGCAGGGAAAAAGGCUGAGGAGAGUAAUGCUAACGUCAAGUCGAGUUCGGGGGAGACAAUAAGACUGAUGAUGGCUUUUGGAAUGGGGGUCGUGGUGACGGCGGGCUACAUGAAGUUUGCUACUUCGUUUGUUCCGGUGUCUUGGAAAGCGUGA
Molecule: messenger RNA, 855 nt
Organism: Suillus subaureus
Lineage: Eukaryota; Fungi; Basidiomycota; Agaricomycetes; Boletales; Suillaceae
Exons: 4
Coding region: 1-855 (284 amino acids)
Source: RefSeq, a predicted model, not a curated record